Pimephales promelas (fathead minnow) is the source of this 1640-nucleotide messenger RNA. RefSeq names its product phospholipid scramblase 1. The record is from RefSeq and is a predicted model, not a curated record. Gene Ontology annotation, biological process: plasma membrane phospholipid scrambling. NCBI's taxonomy places the organism in Eukaryota, Metazoa, Chordata, Actinopteri, Cypriniformes, Leuciscidae. Gene Ontology annotation, molecular function: phospholipid scramblase activity. Gene Ontology annotation, cellular component: plasma membrane.
UUUAGAGAGCACGCGAGCAUUAUGCCAGCCAAUAGGAUGUGGUGUUAAUAUGGGAGACUCCUAAGUCAGCCCGUUAUAUUCCUUAUCAAAACAAGACGCAGCCAUGCAACCUAUGAAUAUGUAUAUGGUUCCCAAUCCAGGAAUACCAGGCUGUCCACCGGGAUUAGAGUACCUGACACAGGUAGAUCAACUUCUUAUUAAACAGAAAGUUGAGCUUAUUGAAGCUUUGGCAGGCUUUGAGAGCAACAAUAAAUAUGAUAUCCGCAACUCCAUGGGUCAGAACGUGUUUUAUGCGGUGGAAGAGAACGACUGUCUCACCCGCCAGUGCUGCGGCCCGCUGAGAUCCUUUAACAUCCGUGUCCUCGAUAACAUCGGACAGGAAAUCAUCACAGUCAACCGUCCUCUAAAAUGCAUGUCCUGCUGCUUCCCAUGUUGUCUGCAAGAGUUGGAGAUCCAGGCUCCUCCAGGGAACACAGUGGGAUAUGUUCUACAGCAAUGGCACCCUUUCCUCCCCAAGUUCACUAUAGAGAAUGAGCACAGAGAGCCAGUUCUCAAGCUCCAGGGGCCGUUCUGUGGUUGGAGCUGCCUGCCAGACGUGGAUUUUGAGAUUCUCACCAUGGAUGAAGUUGGCAUCGGAAAGAUUAGCAAACAAUGGACAGGACUUCUCCGAGAGGCUUUCACGGAUUCUGACAACUUUGGGAUACAGUUCCCUAUGGAUCUUGAUGUGAGAAUGAAGGCAGUGAUGAUCGGAGCCUGCUUUCUCAUUGACUUCAUGUUUUUUGAGUCGAAUAACUAACUGCUAUGCAGAGGGUGUCCUGCUCUGUGGAAAUGGGUGAAGAGAGAGGUUUACCUUCUAUGAAACCCCAUGAAAUGCAUGUGAAUAUAAAGGGAAUAACGGUGCUUUUAGAGAAUGAAAAUAGCUUCAGGUGUGUGAUAGAACUGGUUGUGCCGAUUAAAGUGCAUUGUUUUAUAUUUUUAUCUACACGUAACAUUAAUAAAUAGAUUAAUAAAAUAACUCAUGCUAUGAAUGGCAUUUAAAGGAAUAGUUCAACCCCCCCCCCCAGAACAGAAAGUGAAAUGUUCCUUUAAGAGCUGUCAGUACGACUAUGCAUAUUCAAUUCUGCUGUAAUACCUGCACUGAAUGACCAGUAUUAUCAACAGUACUAGUACAACCAGUAUUAUCUUUUACAACACAAAAUUAUAAUUUAUUGUUAAACUGUUUUCAACUCUUAGUUUUAUUGAUUAUUUCACAAAAACAUAUAUUUUGCAUGCAAACAGCUAAACUGUUGCUCAAAAUGUUCAUGAAUGUAGUAAUUUGUUAUUUAUUGUGUUAUUUAAUUUGCUUAUAUAUUGUUUGUUUGUUUGUUUAAUUUGUAGUGUCAACAAUAAGCUUAUAAAUAUGAUUGUUUUUUUAAAGAACUUCUUUCGUUGUACUCAAAUUCUCCAGAAGAGGGCAAUGCUGAUCUUUACUGUAAGUAUAUAAAAUGUCAAUGUUUUAGGUUCUCUAGGUAAGAUAUUCAUUGUUAUUAAGUGUUAAUGUUUGUUAUGACUCAGGUUUGCAAUUUAGGCAUAUCUUCAUGACGCUACAUGAAUGCCUGUUAUAGUUUAUGUCUGACUAAUAGAAGGUAUUUCUAACAAGA